Molecule: messenger RNA, 666 nt
Organism: Dinoponera quadriceps
Lineage: Eukaryota; Metazoa; Arthropoda; Insecta; Hymenoptera; Formicidae
Exons: 3
Coding region: 327-632 (101 amino acids)
Source: RefSeq, a predicted model, not a curated record
CGGCCGCAGUCGAAAGCCGCGCGGGGUGACGUGGUACCAACACCCCCGGUGGAAUUCUCCUUUCUCUCGCGGAAGAACGGCCCGGGAGCGCGAGAGAAAGAGAGAGAUGGGGAGGGAAGGAGAGUGAAAAAGAGAGCAUCGGCCACCGCACACGUCGAGCCAUCGCCGAGCCUUCGUGCCAAAGGCAAACACCAUCCCGACCAGUCCAACCUCGAUACGCCUUCGCCAAUGAUAAGAUAAAGGAAUACGAAUGUUGGAGACGUGAAGGGAGGACAUCGUAAGGACACGUGUUAAAUGCACAAACAAGAUAACAAUAGAACACACAGAUGACCGCCUGUUAUGAGUCUCCAGAGGUGAACAUUAUUUUAAGUAGGGAAGAGAUACACAGGAGAUAUCAAGACACUGCGAUGGUGAUAUUUAAAGAGCUGCAGAGUAGAAGGAAGGAAGUCAACUAUCUCAGUUUCGGGGACAGCCGCAGGACGAUGGAGUACAGCAGUAACGGAAAUCAACCCGUCAUUAUACGCAAACCCGUAGAUUCGGUGAUUAGAGAGAAUGUUCACUUAUCCUCGCAGAUAUUAAAAGCCGGGAGGAAAUUGUAUGAUAAUUUAAUGAACAAAACACGUUCCAAUUAAUUAUUAGCUCAAUAAAUUUGUUUGUUCGCUCCGA